Elaeis guineensis (African oil palm) is the source of this 640-nucleotide messenger RNA. RefSeq names its product germin-like protein 9-1. Lineage: Eukaryota; Viridiplantae; Streptophyta; Magnoliopsida; Arecales; Arecaceae. Gene Ontology annotation, molecular function: manganese ion binding. The record is from RefSeq and is a predicted model, not a curated record.
ACUCCAGAUGCCGACUUCUUCACCUUCAAAGGGCUCAAACUGGCCUUGAGGGGUGCUCCCAAGGAUUUACCAUUUAAGGUGACCAAGGCGAGCCAGGUGGAGUUCCCAGCACUCAUGGGGCAGAGCGUCUCGUAUGCUGCGCUCCAGUUUGCACCUGGGGGCAUCAAUCCACCCCACACCCACCCUCGCUCGGCAGAGCUUCUCCUUGUCGUGCAAGGAUGGCUCCAGGUCGGGCUUGUGGACUCCAACAACACGCUCUUCACUCAGACGCUUCGGACUGGUGACAUGUUUGUGUUCCCCAAGGGCCUGGUGCACUUCCAAGUGAACAAAGACCCCAGAUACCCAGCUGUCGCAUUGUCGGCAUUCGGCAGUGCUAACGCCGGCACGGUGUCUCUUCCAAAGACUUUGUUUGGCAGUGGCAUUGACGAAGAUAUAUUAGCCAAGUCCUUCAAGACCGAUGCCCAAACCAUUGACAAACUUGUUUCGGCUGCCACCAUGGGUUGACAUACGUAUAAUUCACCAGAGCAUCUCGAGUUGCUGGUGUCUGUAUGCUUUUCGUAUUUGGCUUCUCAUUGUUUGGACUAAUGUUGGUUACUUGGUUAUUCUUUAUUUAUAGUAUUGUCUGUCUUUGAGAGUGUAA